UUAUUUUUAACUCAUCGCUAUAGCAAGCGCGAAGUAGUGCAAAAGAUACUAUAAAUUUAUUCGUAAAUUAAUAAGUUUUUACUUGUUUUUUUAUUAAAUAAUCUAUUGAAAAUUUAAUUUUAUUAAUUAAUAAAUUAGCUUAAUAAUUUAAUGAUGUUUAUGGAUUUCGUUAAGUGUUCGAAAUAUAAAUCCAUAAAGAGUCAUUGCAGCGAAAAGAAUGGCGAAAAGAAUGAAUCGUCAAUGAAUAGCGAUAAUGAAAGUAAUGAUUUUCAUAAUAAAAAUUGCAUGUUUCUUGAGGAAAGAAAUAAUCUUCAAAAUACUAAUUCCGUUAAUGUAAAAUCAUAUUCUGUUAAAAAUAAAUGUUAUGAUAAUUAUUCAAAACUGCAUUUAUCAUGGACAAAUAAAACAAAUUCUGUACAACAAUUUUUUGAAUUACCUUAUGAUAUGAAGAUUCAAGUAAGUGAUCAAGAUACACAAGAUAAAAUUUUUUCUUCCCUGGAGGAAGAUAAAGAUUUUCAAUGUCCUAGAUGUAAUCAAAAUAUGCAAGAACCUAGAUUACUUCCUUGCUUGCAUCCUAUAUGUUCAUCAUGUGUUUCAGAAUUAAUGAAUAUAUCAUUUCCUAAAUUUUCAAAAGAUAUUACAAUCCAAAAUUUUCAAUUGAAAACCAAUGAAAAUAAUUAUUAUGAAACUUGUCCUUUGUGUGAUUUUCAAUUACCAAAUGUUAAUUCGGCAAUUCCACCUCCACAUUAUCUCCUUCAACAUCGUUUAAUAAUGAAUACUUUUCAUUCUAAAUUUGCAAAUAAAAUACUUUGUGAUAUUUGCAAAGAUGAAAUUGUUGCAAUGGUUCAGUGUUCCACAUGUCUUCACAAUUUUUGUUUAGAUUGUGGUAUAGAACAUCAACAACAAAUUACAAUGGAAUUAAAACCAUUAAAACAUUCAUUAAGACCAUUAUGGGAAGCUACAAAAAUACGACGUACUGUACUUUGUCAGGAACAUCCUACACAUGCCUUACAUUUUUAUUGUAUUGCAUGUCAACAGGUAUCCUGUAAAGAAUGCAUAUGGAGCAAUCAACACAGAGGUCAUGCAAGUGAAAAUGCUAUUGAAGCUGCAAAACAAGUUAUUUGGUAUUUAAGAAAAAUGCUUCAAAAAGCAAAAAUACUUUUAAAUAUGCUCUUAACUCAAUAUGAUCGAGAUGCAUUUUUAAAUACUUCUGAAGAAAUAAAGAAUAUUUUCAUUUCAAUGAAUUAUAGGUAUAUCAAAUAUAAUAAUUUUUUUCUUAUUAUUUAUUAGAUAAAAUAAUGUAUUAAGAAAUAUACAUAAUACGCAAAGAUUAUAAAUAUUUUAAAAUUAAAUGUAUAUCAUAAUAGGAAAAUUUUACAUGUAUAUACAUUAAAACAUGUAUAUAGAUAAUAUAAAUUGUCAUGUGAUGAUUAUUGUAAAAAAACCAAAAAAUUUAAUCGAAAAUAUUUUGAAACUGUCAUUUGAGGUACAAUUUAAUAGAAUACUGUAAGAUAUUUUAGUAUAUUAUAAAUAUAUUAUAAGAUAUUAUAAUUUAUAUUAUAUUUAUAUUAUAGAUAUAAAUAUAAAUAUAGAAAACUAUAAUGAAAAUAAUAAUAUCAUUGUAUAGUUUUAUAUUAUAUUUAUAUAUUAUAUGUAAAUACUUAUUCAUAAAAAUAAUAAAAUAUUCUAAUCUGAAAAAAUAUAUUCAAAAAAUAGUAUAUAUUUAUAUUUAUUUUCAAAUUAAUAACAUUAAAAUAACAAUUGAUAUUUCUGAAAACUUAAACAAUAUCCAUAACGAAAGAUUGAUCCACAGCAAGACCAAUGGUGUAUACCAGGAUGCCCAAUGUGACCAUGUCCACAGCCUUUAUAUCCACCUUUAAUUAAAUUAUAUUUUAUAUUAUAAAAUAGGUAAUAGUAUAUAAUAAAAUUAUUCAAAGAAUAUACCAGGCAUAAUUCCUCCACAUCCACAAGUAGCUUCUUUCUUACCACCACUUGAACAAAAUGUACAGCAAUGAUAGAUACCAAUAUGAGGUCUAAAUGUGUUCCUUGUAUCUUUACAAGAAUUUUCUGCAAAGUUAUU
Molecule: messenger RNA, 2080 nt
Organism: Apis cerana (Asiatic honeybee)
Lineage: Eukaryota; Metazoa; Arthropoda; Insecta; Hymenoptera; Apidae
Product: E3 ubiquitin-protein ligase TRIM45
Molecular function (GO): ubiquitin protein ligase activity; zinc ion binding
Source: RefSeq, a predicted model, not a curated record